AUGCUCCUCUCUCAAACCCGCUGCAGUGGUGGAAAUGUUUGAUUUGGGGUGGGUCGACUUUGAGGUGACAUUGACGCUAUGUAGAUGAGAGGGGAACAUCCUGUGCAUGUUACGUCCCUGCUCGCUUCAACUCAGACAGCGGCAGGUCCUUUCCCCGUCGUCUCUCCCUUCCUCUCUUUCAGCACCUCUCCUUUAAGGACAGCACCUCGCUCUCAAAGACGCAUUUGUCCAUCUUCCCCCCUGGAGGACCAGAUAUCUGCUCCUUGUCCUCGAAUGCAAAGUCUUCUCCUGGUUUUACUUGAAAGAAAGUAACUUUUUCUAUUGGAUUUGACCCUCUGGGAUAUAAAACAGCUUGUUUCUCGCUGCUGCUGGUCGCUGAGGUGCUGCUGCUGCUGCUGCUCCCAGACGGGCUCCGACCCUUCCACUCAUCUCUGCUUUGCUCCGAGGAUCGAUAAUACGGAACGGAUACGCUGCGAUCUGUCUGGAGCGGUGCUGAAACCACCACCUCUCCACUGAUUCAGGACUAUCCGACAAAGAGCGUCACCAUGGCAACGAACGGGACCAAAGCUUCGGACGGACACGUCCUAACGGAGACGGUGAACGACGCACCGAGCGCCACACCAAACGACAAACCUAAAACACUAGUGGUGAAGGUGCAGAAGACGAAAAAAGAGAUACCCGAGAGAGAAACGUGGGGUGGGAAAUUUGACUUUCUUCUCUCUUGUGUGGGAUAUGCAAUCGGCCUCGGGAAUGUCUGGAGAUUUCCUUACUUGUGUGGGAAGAACGGCGGAGGGGCCUUCUUGAUUCCAUAUUUUUUGACGCUGGUAUUUGCUGGCAUGCCUCUGUUCUUUCUGGAGACGGCUCUUGGCCAGUACACGUCCAUUGGCGGCCUUGGAGUGUGGAAACUGGCGCCAAUGUUCAAAGGUGUGGGUCUUGCUGCUGCCGUCCUGUCCUUUUGGCUCAAUAUAUAUUACAUUGUGAUCAUUUCCUGGGCACUUUACUAUCUGUACAACUCUUUCACUGCAGAGCUGCCGUGGCAGACAUGUGGCAAUUCCUGGAACACCGAUCGCUGCUACACCAACUACAGCAUCACAGACACCAGUAAUCUCACCAGUUCUGUUGUGGAGUUCUGGGAACGUAACAUGCACCAGCUGACCGAUGGUCUGGAGAAGCCCGGGGAGGUCAGGAUUCCUCUGGCUAUCACACUCGCCGUUGCAUGGGUGCUGGUUUAUUUCUGUAUAUGGAAGGGGGUCAGCUGGACUGGCAAAGUGGUUUACUUCUCAGCAACAUACCCCUACUUCAUGCUGUUCAUCCUGUUUUGCCGUGGCAUCACUCUACCUGGUGCCUUUGAUGGAAUACUCUUCUACAUCACACCAAACUUUGAGAAGCUGUGGGAAUCAGAGGUGUGGCUCGAUGCCGCCACACAGAUCUUCUUCUCCUACGGGCUGGGAUUAGGGUCCCUCAUUGCUCUCGGCAGCUACAAUCCCUUCAAUAAUAACGUGUACAGAGAUUCUGUCAUUGUCUGCUGCAUCAACUCCUUCACCAGCAUGUUCGCCGGCUUUGUCAUCUUUUCCAUUGUGGGAUUCAUGGCUCAUGUAACAAAGAGAUCAAUCGCUGAUGUGGCAGCCUCAGGACCUGGUUUGGCAUUUUUGGCGUACCCCGAGGCCGUCACCCAGCUGCCCAUCUCUCCUCUUUGGGCGAUACUCUUCUUCUCCAUGCUGCUGAUGCUGGGAAUCGACAGCCAGUUCUGCACUGUGGAAGGCUUCAUCACCGCUUUGGUUGAUGAAUUUCCUCAUGUUCUGCGGAAGCGUCGAGAGAUCUUCAUCGCCGUCGUCUGCCUUGUUUCUUAUAUAAUUGGCCUGUCCAACAUCACACAGGGUGGCUUGUACGUGUUCAAGCUCUUCGACUACUACUCAGCAAGUGGAAUGUCCCUGCUUUUCCUGGUCUUCUUUGAGUGCAUCUCAGUUUCAUGGUUCUAUGGUGUGAACAAGUUUUAUGACAACAUUGAGGACAUGAUUGGCUACAGACCAUGUUGUUGGUGGAAGAUCUGCUGGCUUGUUCUGACUCCUCUCAUUGUGGCUGGUGUCUUCUUGUUCAGUGCGGUGCAGAUGGUGCCCCUUACUAUGGGUGAUUACGUAUUCCCAGGCUGGGGUCAAGGGGUCGGCUGGUGCAUGGCACUUUCUUCCAUGGUUCUGAUCCCCGGCUACAUGGGCUACAUGUUCCUCACACUUAAAGGCACAUACAAAGAGCGUCUGCGGAUGAUGAUAACACCUCUGGUGCUGACGAAGGCUCAAGAAAACGGUCCGGAUCAGCAGACAGAAAGCCAGAACCAGAACCCUGCCAAUGAGGAAGCAUACAUCUAAAAAAAAGGUUCUGCCUUUUUCUGUGUUUCAACGGCAAGACUGGCGCUCCAGCGUAAUCAAGGUUGGGAACGGCCACUAGACGUCUACGUCUGCUUUUAUUCACCUACCUCCUGGGGACACAUGAGACCAACCUGAUUACGGUUAUUUUUAGGGGGUUUUCUGUUUAUUUUUUUUAAUAACGCAGAGUUAUAAAACUUAAGAAAACAAAAUGAUUCUGCAAAAUUGUUGUGAAAUUAUGAACAUUUUAUGAUGAAAAACAGAAAAAGAAACGAUCCAGGAAGGAAAUAUGAUUUAGGAAAAUACUGUAUUUUAAAUAUAUACAAUUUCAAUCUGAAGGCCCACACGGAUUCAGUAUUGUUAGUUCAAGAGACUAAUUAACAUACUAAACUCAGAUUACUGUACAAAGAAAAAUAUAAAUAAACAUAUUUUAUUUUGUACAUGAAUGCAUGACGGUUAAAGAAGCAGUGUUGCAGGUGAUAAAAGGACAAAGUUUUGUAAAGUGAAAAUCCAUGAAGACAAAUGAAAGCCAAGAGUAAAUGGGAACGUGCAACAGGUAAGGCCAAAUCUGCUGAUCUAACUUCACCCGACUAUCUCUCCCUCCACUAGAAAUGUUUACGGCCCAUGUCGGGGAACGGCAUUAGAAAAAGCACAAGUACAUCACACUUUUUUUAAACCUUUAUUUUUGGGGUGACUGAAACCUGUGACAGCCGCAAAAAUAACUCAUGAAGAAAAACUUAGCAAGAGACUGUUAUUAUUGUUUUCUUGUUUUCUAAAUAACUAUCUCAUUUUAUGGAGUCUGAAUCUUUUUUAAAUCCAUUUUCUAAAUGUGAAUGUGAGAGGGACCAAAUCUAUAGUUUGAACACUUGUGCAAACAUUGGAUUGACUAUGGAUUUCUUUUUUAAAGCACCCUUUUGAUGUAGUGGAGCAAUAAUUUAGGGCAUCAUUCGAAAAGCACAACUUCACUUUGAAAACCACAACAGCUAGUAAUUAACAAAAAGAAGAUACAGGAAUCCCACAUUUACACUCUGCACUUUACAAAUCUGUUUGAGAGUAUGUAUUAAAGCAGAAUAGAUUUUAAUGAGGAAAUGAAGCACAACUUUCCAACAAUAAAAUUCGUUUUGUAAACCAGAACAGCUGCUGUGACUGGUUGGGCUGCGCUGGAGUCAAUAAGGUAGAUUUCUAUUCUAACUGCACUUGUAUCUGUUUAAUGACCCACUCCUCAGGAAACAAAAGUAGAUGUGACCAAACUGUUUAUGAUGCUACCCUGAAGUGUAUGUAGAAAUUAAUACUAAAUUUAGGAAAAAAUGAAGUAAAUCCUAGAAAUUUCUUCCCACAUAUUAAGCAUGCAACAAAACGACGCAAUGUAUAAAAUCUUAGAGUAAAUAGGCACAGAUUGACAUUAAAAAGCUGAUCCAAAUUGUUGCUUCUUGCUAGUGUACACCGUCUGUUGUGGCUGUUUAAGUAGAAGCCAUUGAGUGUUCCACCUCUGUAGCAAGCGCAGCAAUCUAGCAUGGGUUCAGUUGGACGUCAAAGCUGGCAAAGCACUGUUAACGUCAGGAUAACGCCACAGAAAUGGCUCCUUUUUGUGAUGUGGUCUCAAACCUUUCAUUCCAUGUCAGCUUAUAUAUAAUAGACACUGUAUGAAACCAUUUUUGGAGACUAACUUCAUCACAGACAUCCCAGCAUAGAAGGGUCCAGAGAAUUAGCUUCAGUGGCAGCUACAUGCAACAGGAAUCAGGUUGAAUUAGUCCCAUCCCUCCUUCAUCUACAUCUUUUAUUUUUCAAAGAUCUGUGAAAUCAAAUGUGCAAUGACAAAAGCAGUCCAUGAAUUUUGUGUGGUUACCAUACUGCAGUUUCUCUCUUGAAUGAUGUUGUAAACUGGAUUGUGUAAUACAUGUAUCUGUGAAUGUCCGUACAAGCAGUUUUUUCUUUUCUUAUGUCAAAAUGUUGAAUGAAAAAUGUGGUAUUAUUUUCUGUUUUCUGCAAUAAAACUAUCUCAGAAAUUAUGUCACAUAUCUCUCUGCUGAGAAAGAAGAAUAUGAUAACAGAUUAGAGUAAUAUUAAUAAAGAUCAUAUAAUAAAUUAUUAGAUAUGUCUAGUCAGAGGAUAUUGUUUUGUAUAUUUUUAGCUGUUACAUGGGCCUAAUGUAAAAUAUUCUAUGUAAAAAUAUAAUAAAUGUCUUUAGAUGGUGUUCUAUAAAAAAGCAUGAUUGCUAUAUAUGUUCUCUGCAAAAAUAAAGAUCUAUAGAUUAUAA
This is a messenger RNA of Nothobranchius furzeri (turquoise killifish), 4617 nucleotides long. It is a transcript of the gene slc6a1b, whose product is annotated as solute carrier family 6 member 1b. Lineage: Eukaryota; Metazoa; Chordata; Actinopteri; Cyprinodontiformes; Nothobranchiidae. Gene Ontology annotation, biological process: neurotransmitter transport; sodium ion transmembrane transport. Gene Ontology annotation, molecular function: gamma-aminobutyric acid:sodium:chloride symporter activity. The record is from RefSeq and is a predicted model, not a curated record. Gene Ontology annotation, cellular component: cell surface; axon; plasma membrane.